UCGUAAAUAUAUCGUCUGCUAUUACACGUGCCCCAACUGCCCCAACAAGUUAAAAGUUCCAUCUCUUAGCCGUCAAGUGUUACUGUCUUGCUGAAAAAUUUAAUAAUUUAGAUACUGUAUUUCCGAUGAAAUGACGGAUAAAGCAGAAAAUCACGAAAGUUUUUUAGAUGCAAGUCGUAUAUUUACCGGACAUCGUGCGCUGGGACUUGUCAGUAACCACAUUCCGUUGGUUACAAGAUAUAUUCCAAAGAGGAAGGAAACACUCAUUGUUACAGUCAUUGGUAACUCUUUCCACACUUACGGAUCCACCAAACUGAAUCUCCUAAGUAUUGGAAGAGCACAUGAAGAUGACAUCACAUGCCUUGCAGCUGAUACCUACCGGGUUUUCACAGCCAGUGGUCACAUUAUCAAAGUAUGGAGAAGAAGUACUGAACUUUCCAAAGAGUUUAAGGGACAUGAAAAACCCAUUCACUUGAUGCUUCCAUUUGGUCAGCAUCUUCUUGCUGUUGAUGAGACAAACAACCUUAAAGUUUGGGAUAUCAAUGCAGCUGAAGUCAGCUUUGAGCUAGACUUCAAUCCUGAUACUUUUUCCAUUUCUGCUAUGGUGCAUCCUGUGACAUACCUAAACAAAAUUUUGUUUGGAAGUAUGCAAGGUACUAUGCAAUUAUGGAACCUGAAGACUGGCAAGAUGGUUUUUGCAUUCAAUGGGUGGAAGAGCCAAAUCACUAUCCUAGAACAAGCCCCCGCUGUUGAUGUUGUGGCUGUAGGACUGGCUUCAGGAGAAAUGUGUUUGCACAACUUGAAAUUUGACGAGACUUUGAUAAAGUUCAAACAAGAUUGGGGACCAAUCACAGCUCUAACAUUCAGAACUGAUGGUGCUCCUAUUAUGAUCACUGGAAGUAGCCAAGGUCAUCUGGCAAUUUGGGAUCUAGAACAACAGACCCUCGUUCAACAGCAUCGUCAUGCUCAUCGGGGAGCAGUGACCGGUUUGAAAGCAUUGGCCUCAGAACCAAUCAUCAUUACGUCUUCUCCUGAUAAUUCGUUGAAGAUGUGGAUUUUUGAUCAAUCAGACGGAGGAGUACGAUUGCUCCGUGAUCGUGGAGGUCAUAAAGCUCCACCAAUCCGGUUGCGCUUUCACGAUUUACUUGGCGAAUGGAUUCUGUCAACUGGAUUAGAUUCUUCGCUGCGAACGUUCUCAACCGUUGCUGAUCUUCUUCACCGAAAUUUAGGCACUGCACACUACAAUCAAAAGAAAGCCAGACGGGUCGGACUAGAAAAGGCUGGCCCAAAAAUGCCACCAAUUACCAACUUUGCAUCUGAUUCGGUUCGAGACAAGGAAUGGGAUUCUAUUGCAGCUGUUCAUCGUCAUCAGUCAGAGGUGACGACAUGGUCAUUCCAUCGACAAACAAUGGGCGAGCAUAAGCUGACACACAAACGCUUUGCAGAGGACAUGGCUUUAAAAAAGACAUCUGCGACUUGUGUUACCAUUACGGCUUGCGGAAAUUUUGCCAUUGUUGGUUAUGACUCAGGCCAUAUUGAUCGUUACAAUAUGCAAUCAGGAAUUCAUCGUGCCACAUAUCUUCGCUUAGAUACUGAAGAGUCGUCUAAAUUGCCGUUUACUCGUAACGCCGUUCGAGGGGUUGUCUCGGAUGGUUUAAAUCAGGUAGUUUUGGGAGCCUUCACAAAUGGCCAGUUAACUACAUGGAACUUCAAGUCUGUAGAAAUUGUAAGGGAAACAAAUCUAAAUGCUGCACCUAGCUUUAUUCAAAUUAAUCGACACAGUGGGCUUUUGGCUAUCGCGAUGGAAGACUUUACUAUAAUUAUUGUGGAAGUCGAGACCGGAAAUAUUGUUCGACGACUUACUGGACAUGAUGGGCGAUUGACGGACUUGGCCUUUAGUCCGGAUGCUAGGUGGUUGGUAUCAUCCGCACAGGAUUGCAGUAUUCGAACGUGGGACUUGCCUACUGGAACGUGCAUAGAUUAUUUUCUUCUGCCCAAAUCUUGUGUUUCUCUGACUUUCAGCGCGAGUGGCAGUUUUUUAGCUACAGCGCAUGUUGAUGAUCUUGGUAUUUAUCUGUGGAACAAUCAGUCACUCUACACGCAAGUUUCAUUGCGGGCACUGGAAAAAGAUUUUGAACCGAAAACGGCUCCCCUACCAGGAUCCGCUGUCAAAAGCAGUGAAUCUGAAAUUGAAGACAGUGAGCAAAUUGAGGACGAUGAAGAGUUCUCCUCGCCGGAACAAAUUGCUGAUGCUCUUGUUACUCUGUCUCUACUUCCUGAUUCCAGAUGGAAGAACCUUCUUAGCCUUGACGCUAUCAAAAGACGAAACAGGCCUAAAGAAGCACCGAAGUUGCAGAAACUUGCCCCCUUUUUCUUGACCAACACAAACAGCCUUCCAUCCGCAGAUGGUCAGAAAGACUCGGGUUCGCGUAUUUUGAACACAUUCAGCUCACCUUUUGCGAUGCCGUUAACCCCGUGGGCCGAGAAAUUAAACAGUGCCGAGAAACCAGAAGAAUACUGGGCUGUUAUAGAAGAACUCAAAGGAAUGGGACCGUCAGCUAUCGACACCGAAAUCCGCUCACUGAGUCCUCAUUUGGGAGGGUCCACCCACCUACUGUCACAGUUCUUAACAUCUAUCACCCUCGUCCUGGAGUCUAAGCGUAACUAUGAAAUAGUCCAAGCUUAUCUAGGGCUCUUUUUAAAGGUUCAUGGGAGUUCCUUAAGCGAGGAACAUGAAUUGUGUGCUCGAGCAGAGAAAGUGUCGGGUGUAUUGAAAGAUAGCUGGUCAACGCUUCAAACGAAUUUUGAGAGCACCCUUUGUUUGGUGUCCUUCUUUAUGAAUGCUGUUAUCUAAAAACUGAACACUUGAAAGAAAAACAUUGAUGUGCACUUUGA
This is a messenger RNA of Daphnia pulicaria, 2895 nucleotides long. RefSeq names its product WD repeat-containing protein 36-like. The record is from RefSeq and is a predicted model, not a curated record. Lineage: Eukaryota; Metazoa; Arthropoda; Branchiopoda; Diplostraca; Daphniidae. The transcript has 10 exons. Gene Ontology annotation, cellular component: Pwp2p-containing subcomplex of 90S preribosome; small-subunit processome. Gene Ontology annotation, biological process: rRNA processing. Bases 131 to 2854 code for a protein of 907 amino acids. Gene Ontology annotation, molecular function: protein binding.